Molecule: messenger RNA, 2449 nt
Organism: Ictalurus furcatus (blue catfish)
Lineage: Eukaryota; Metazoa; Chordata; Actinopteri; Siluriformes; Ictaluridae
Gene: znf385a
Product: zinc finger protein 385A
Exons: 8
Coding region: 1008-2282 (424 amino acids)
Cellular component (GO): nucleus
Molecular function (GO): nucleic acid binding; zinc ion binding
Source: RefSeq, a predicted model, not a curated record
ACAAUGAUGCAGCUACAGAGCUAGAGAACGAGAUAUGGACAGGGAAUGGAAGGUAAUCCCCUUUACAAGUCUAGUGUCACAUGGAGGCAGAGAAGAGGGAGGGAGCAAUCUGGCAGAUGAAUGAGAGUAGCACGAAGGGGGUUCUGUGAGUUGCCCUGACUGGCAUAAACAGUCCGAUGAUGAGCUGGUGAAACAGAGGGAAGGAGAUGCAGGAUGAGAUGGAGGGAGAAACAAGGAGAGGGGAACGGUAGCGUUCUGGGUCCAAUACUGUCUCCUGCAUGCUUCCCAUUCUGAGGAAUGACAAGCGGCUGCUGCCUUUCCGAUUGGCUGGGAAGGCUACCAAUCGGCGUACAGGCAUGUAAGGUGCCUUUAGGUUAAACCCAACCCCAAAACAAGAAGGAGGGAGAAAGAGAGAAAGAGAGUGAGAGAGAGAGAGAGCGAGAGAGAGGGGGAAUCUGAGCAGAGCAGAGCAGAGCAAAGCAGAGCAGGCACCAGCUUGACAGUGUUACUAAGGCAUUUUGUCCACACUCUCUGAUGAAUGGCUCUGUUGAAGGGAAAUAGCUAAUCAGCCGUCUGUAGGGACACUUUAUCCGUCCUGCUUCGACUUCCCUGGAUGUAACUCACUCACUGACUGGAUCUCUGCUGUGUCCUCGCCACCUUCCCAAAUGCCCCUCCCCGACGUCUAACUAACUGCCCUCUGUCUCACCUGAGAGGAGCAGAGGACCUCUAACAACCCCCACCCCCAAAAUUACUACCACCUCUUCUCCUCCUCCUCCUCCUCUUCCUCCUCUCCACUGUUCACCUGGACAGAGCAGGCACAAGACAAGGGACACACGAUGGACUGCAGCUAUGCUCUCAGCACUCAGAUAGUGUUUGCUGCUUGAUCUGCCUCUUUUUUUUCGGAGAGGAGAGGAGAGGAGAAGAGGAGCGCAGAGAAGAAUUUGGAAUCAGGUUCUCCAGGAGCGUCACAGAACACAGAGGUGAAGAAGCCGUCCGAGUUUGUCAGGAUGAUUUUGGGAAGUAUCAACAGAACAGGGGCAGUCCCCACAUUUUUGCGGACCCCCACAAUGAUCCAGCCUCAUCUGGACAUGAAGCCCUUCCUGCAGUUCCCCAUGGAGACACCCCCGCCUCACAGUGUUGGACUCUUCCACAAUUUUAACACAAUGGAUCCUGUUCAGAAGGCGGUGAUCAACCACACCUUCGGCGUCCCACUGGUUAAGACCAAGCGGCCCAUCAUCUCCUGUAAUGUCUGCCAGAUUCGAUUCAACUCAGAGAGUCAGGCAGAGGCCCACUAUAAGGGGAACCGCCAUGCCAGGAGAGUGAAAGGCAUUGAGACCUCUAAGACUCGUCCACAGGAAAGUGACAAGCCUCCCCCUGGCCCCACUUCCUCCCCAUCACCCCCAGGAGCCCUGACGUCCAAUACAGAGACUGACUCCAGCAAAACAGAAGAGACGCAGCUCGUGUCACAGCUGAGCAGGCCUGUGGUAGCGCAGGGGCCUGCGCCUGUGUCAGCACCCUCUACUCCGGACUCCCCUGGCCCCUCUACUGCUGCCCUCAUGCCAAGCCCUGCCACUCCUCUUCCCCAACCUGUAAGCAGUGCCUCGCCCGGUUGUGGGUCUUCAAACCCGGAGCCAGCUGGAGCACCGGGAGUGACCGCAGUUACUCCUGCUAACGGAGAGACGGAGGAGGACAAAGCCAAGAAACUGCUGUACUGCUCGCUGUGCAAAGUGGCCGUCAACUCUCUCUCUCAGCUGGAGGCUCACAACAAAGGCACCAAACACAAAACCAUUCUGGAGGCCCGGAGCGGACUGGGUCCCAUUAAGGCGUAUCCUCGUCUGGGGCCCAAGCCCAGUGGAGAGAGUGGGCCCGCAGACCCGAACACUCAGGAACGCACCUUCCACUGUGAGAUCUGCAACGUGCGGGUCAAUUCAGAACUGCAGCUCAAACAGCACAUAUCAAGUCGAAGACACCGAGAUGGAGUAGCAGGGAAGCCCAACCCACUCCUUAGCCGACACAAAAAGCACAGGGGUGCAGACCUCACGGAUCUCACCAAAGCGCUGGGUGCUGGCCUCCUGCCCAGUCCUCUGGCUGUAGCUGCAGCUAUGGCAGCUGCCGCCUCGUCCAAUCCGCUAGCUCUCCGCGCCGCAGCUCCCGCCCCACACCCUCAUCAUCAUCAUCAUCAUCAUCUCUUACAGGCCUCGCACCUUAGCCAUGCUAUACUGAGACCGGCCCCAGGGCCAAUCCGCACCUCACACGGGCCCAUUCUUUUCUCACCCUACUGACACACCCUUGUCCACUUCAGCCAGCCAGGAGCAGCAUCUCCAAAAGCACACUGUGAAGUAAUCAAGUAGAAAAAUAAAUAGCAAACUGCACAGCAAUGACUAGAAUUAACUCAUCCACCAACUGCUCGAUUAUAAAGACGGAGGAGAAAAAAACUUGAACAAAAGGA